Molecule: messenger RNA, 3354 nt
Organism: Styela clava
Lineage: Eukaryota; Metazoa; Chordata; Ascidiacea; Stolidobranchia; Styelidae
Product: ATP-dependent RNA helicase DDX4-like
Molecular function (GO): RNA helicase activity; ATP binding; nucleic acid binding
Source: RefSeq, a predicted model, not a curated record
UGAUAAAAAUAUUUUUUUUUCUAACCAGAAUUAAUUUUAUCUGCCGAUCAGGCUGAGAUCGGUUCCUUUGUAGGUUUAGAAACCUUUUGAAAAAUAAUCCACUAUGUUUGAUGAUGCUGAUGAUUGGGAUGCUGAUCCAUCUAGUGGAUUUGGUGGACAAACAACGACCACUACAACUACGAGUUCCUUUGGUGGGUUUGGAUCUGGGGACGCAGAUUCUGGAGGAUUCCAGAAAUCUUUCGGAAAAGGCUCUAGUUCACAAAUGAACGGAUUUGGUGGAGACUCUGGUGGCGGCUUCGCUAGUUCAAGAAGCCGAGCAUGCUUCAAAUGUGGUGAAGAUGGCCAUAUGUCUCGCGAUUGCCCGAAUAGUGAUUCGGGUGGGGGCUCUCGCUCGAAAGGUUGUUUUAAAUGUGGAGAAGAAGGUCACAUGUCUCGCGAAUGCCCGAAUGGUAAUUCAGGUAGCGGUUCUGGCGGUGGAUCCCGUGCCUGUUACAAAUGUGGAGAAGAAGGUCACAUGUCUCGCGAAUGCCCGAGUGGUAAUUCAGGUAGCGGUUUUGGCGGUGGAUCUCGCGCCUGUUACAAAUGUGGAGAAGAAGGCCACAUGUCUCGUGAAUGCCCCAAAAAUGAUUCAGGAGGGGGUAGUUUUGGUGGAGGAUCUCGCUCAUGUUAUAAAUGUGGAGAAGAAGGCCACAUGUCUCGCGAUUGCCCCCAGAACACUGGGGGGGGAUCUCGUUCUUGUUACAAAUGUGGUGAAGAAGGCCAUAUUUCUCGUGAUUGCCCUAAUGGGGAUUCUGGCACUGGCGGUGGUGGAUCAAGGGGUAAAGGCUGUUUCAAAUGUGGCGAAGAUGGUCACAUGGCUCGGGAGUGUCCAAAUGCAGACUCCUCUGGGGGAGAUAGGCCUAAAGGCUGUUUCAAAUGUGGUGAAGAAGGACACAUGUCAAGAGAAUGUCCGAAGAAUGAAGGUGGAGGAGAUCGUCCACCGUUGUACAUUCCACCUCCGCCACCAGAAGAUGAAGAAGCGAUUUUUGCAUCAAUGCAAACUGGAAUUAAUUUCAACAAAUAUGAUGAUAUCCCAGUGGAAGUUAGUGGUGAUAAUCCACCGGCUUAUAUCACUAGUUUUGAUGAUGCUGGUUUGCCGGAAACAGUUCGCUCCAAUGUUGAGAAAGCAAAGUAUGCUAAACCAACACCAGUUCAGAAGUACAGCAUACCUAUCAUAAAUUCAGAUAGAGAUUUGAUGGCUUGUGCGCAAACUGGAUCUGGGAAAACUGCAGCUUUUCUGUUACCUGUUCUUGCUGGGAUGUUUCGUAAUGGUCUCAACACGGUAGAUUCUUUUUCAGAUAAACAGUUACCACAAGCAAUUGUUGUGGGGCCAACCAGAGAACUUGUGGUGCAGAUAUUCCUUGAAGCAAGGAAGUUCGCUCGCAGCAGUAUUAUAAAGCCUGUUGUAGCUUAUGGAGGAACAAGUGUUGGCAGUCAAUUACGUGACCUGAGUCGUGGAUGCAAUAUACUCAUUGCAACGCCGGGAAGAUUGCUUGAUUUUAUCAAUCGAGGCAAAGUGGGAUGUAGCGGUCUACAAUAUCUUAUUCUAGAUGAGGCUGAUCGUAUGCUUGAUAUGGGUUUCGAACCUGAGAUUCGACGGCUGGCUGCUGCGCCUGGUAUGCCCGAUAAAAAUAAUCGCCACACGCUGAUGUUCAGCGCCACUUUUCCUGAUGAGAUACAAAAGUUGGCCCAUGACUUUUUACGUGAUGAUUUCCUGUUUUUGACUGUGGGACGUGUUGGUGGUGCUUGCUCAGAUGUGACACAAACAAUUCUACAAGUUGAUGGUAAUGACAAGCGAGACACAUUGGUGGAAAAGAUUUGUGAUGUUGCAGAGACAAGGGCAAGAACUUUGGUUUUUGUUGACACAAAGAGAAAUGCAGACUUCCUGGCAAGUUAUCUUUCUCAAGAAGGAUUUCCUACUACGAGUAUUCAUGGAGAUAGGCUUCAAAGAGAAAGAGAAAUGGCACUUCGUGAUUUUAAGUCUGGGCAGUGCCCCAUCAUGAUUGCAACCUCUGUAGCCGCAAGAGGCCUCGAUAUUCCAAAAGUCGAACAUGUGAUCAAUUACGAUUUACCGAGUGAAAUCGAUGAAUAUGUUCAUCGUAUUGGUCGUACAGGUCGCUGCGGAAAUUUGGGAAUGGCAACUUCGUUUUAUUGCCAUGACAAAGAUAACACAUUGGCUCGAUCUAUGGUGAAAGUCCUGGCAGAUGCACAACAAGAAGUCCCAGAUUGGUUGGAGGCAUGUGCUGAAGGUGCCGUGGGUACCAGCUUUGGUCCAAAGGGUGGGCAGUUUGGUGCUCGAGACACAAGAAGUAUGGGCGGUGGCAGGGGUGGUAACUCCAGUCGUGCUAAGGGAGACUUCGAUUACAAUGAUGGUGGUGGUACUUCCACAGCGAAUACAAAUAGCGGAGGUGGCUUUGAUGACGACAAUUGGGGAUAACAUGCAUACAUAUGCGAUAUGCAGAUGUCCUUAUCAUGUACAUAGACUUUUGUAAUCUGUCUAUAUUCAGACAGUUAAAUGAAAAUUUCAAGACAAUUUUUGUGUCAGUGUGCAGUAUUGAAACUGAGUUAUAUUUGUAGUUCGCAGCCAAGCAUGAUUUAGUAAUUCAUGGUGAUAUGGUAUUGAAAGGUAGAUGUUUCGAACCCUUUGAAUACUUUCAGGUUGCUUUUUGCCUAAAAUGAGUAAAAAAAAAGUGUGAAUUUUAACCACUGUAACCCAAGGCAACACUGUUCUCAUUUUUUGUGUUUGCCUUUACUUUCACAGUGCAAAAAGAGAUUUGACAAGUGCAGUUCUCAUGAAUAUACUCUCAUAUUUUCACUAACUAUAAAAAUUAGUGAAUUGUUUUCUGCAUACAUCUUGCCAAGAAUGUGGAUCCGGUUGUCAAUUGUUUUUUAACUGAUAACUUCAGGUUAAUUUUUUUAUCAGGUACAUGCAUCACAACACUGUUUUUUUUUAUAUUCUUUUUCAUUCCAUUUUGUGCUUUCAUUUGACCACUGUUAUUACACACUUGUUCUGUUUUAUUUUCCUUUUACCAAGCUGGAUAGGCACCAUGGUAUUUUCAGUCAAUAUGCAAAGUACUUAACUGUAUGAUCUCUCUAGGUACUAUUUCCCAAUAGCCAAUAGCAUGAGGAAAGCGCACUUUGCCAUAAGUCUGUCAACAGAUUUGACUAUUUGGAAAUAAAUUAUGUCCUUUUAAACAUCUUGUGUAAAUAAUUUCUGCAACCACGUCACAUACACACUGUUAACUUUUGUUCUUGCCAAGUUUUUCAUAUUUUUCGUUCAUUUCUUUGCAAUAAAAAUUUGUGUUUUGCACCUCA